CUCCAGUGUGGCCCGGAAGCUGCGGGAAGAAAUUUGGGACUCAUCCUUCGGGGAACGUGUGCGCAGGCGUAGCUCCGGCUUGGACCCAGAGUUUGCAUCUCUGGGCUGGCCUUGGUCGGAGUCCAUGUUCUUGAGACGGAGCCUCCUCUCUAAGCAGGUUGUACAGACUUGGAAGCAAUGGCCACCUUGUUCCUGACAGCCAAGUACCAGGAAUCAGUGACAUUCAAGGAUGUGGCUGUAAACUUCACCCAGGAGGAAUGGGGACAACUGACUCCUGCUCAGAGGGACCUCUACAGGGACGUGAUGCUGGAGAACUAUAGAAACCUCAUCUCACUGGGAUUUUCUAUUUCUAAACCUGAUGUGAUCUUCAAAUUGGAGCAAGGGAAAGACCCAUGGAUAUUUAACCUACAGAGAUCUGAAGAAGACAUGCCAAAAGACUCUCUAGAUUGGAAGAGUAGGCCUAAACCAAGGCAUCAGCUCCAAAGAAGAGUAUUUCUGAAAGAGAAUUCUCAGCGACAUUAAGGAAAGACUAAGAAGGGGUCUUCUACAUCCUGCUUCAAGAGUUUAUAUACCUGAG
Molecule: messenger RNA, 577 nt
Organism: Dromiciops gliroides (monito del monte)
Lineage: Eukaryota; Metazoa; Chordata; Mammalia; Microbiotheria; Microbiotheriidae
Product: zinc finger protein 90-like
Exons: 5
Coding region: 178-522 (114 amino acids)
Biological process (GO): regulation of DNA-templated transcription
Source: RefSeq, a predicted model, not a curated record